Molecule: messenger RNA, 591 nt
Organism: Colletotrichum lupini
Lineage: Eukaryota; Fungi; Ascomycota; Sordariomycetes; Glomerellales; Glomerellaceae
Exons: 6
Coding region: 1-591 (196 amino acids)
Source: RefSeq, a predicted model, not a curated record
AUGGGGACCGGGCGCAAGCCGAGAGAAUCAAGGGACUUUUAUUUCUUGUCAAGCAAGCCAUCUGCUAGUCCCUCGCCCAGGCUCUUGGGAGAUAUCCCAUUCGGUCUCCAUUGCCGGAGUUCAGAUGCUGCCUUGCCUUACCAUCCAAUCUCCUCCCACCAUAUAUGGCUCUGGACAAUCGGACCUCAGUUGAACUCUGCCGUUGGCAUUGAGCUGGAAAAUCCACCAUGUCAUCUGGGACGGCCGACGUUCUACGAGUUCCCCCAGUGGUCUCCCCGGAAGGUCCGGACGCGCUUGCUUCUAAGCAUGUAUGUUGGCUUUCUCGGACUUUUCGGACUCGCUGGGUGGACAAGCGCUGCCUGGUGGUUUCGACAAUUGCCAGACGAGCGAUCCGUAUACAAGCCUGCGAGCGGCGCAGCUGCCAUUGUUAUGCUCAAAGAUACGAUCCGGGAUAUACCCUUUCUCGAUGAACAAUUAACACAUAAGUCCACUAUAGCCAAGCGGUGGAAAAGGACUUCGGUUCUCAGCUUGGCUUGGCAUGAGGGUGCGCUAUGCCACGAUAAUCCCUCUUGGCACUCGGUCAAAAUCUGA